Messenger RNA from Cooperia oncophora, 583 nucleotides. The record is from the annotation of a GenBank genome assembly. NCBI's taxonomy places the organism in Eukaryota, Metazoa, Nematoda, Chromadorea, Rhabditida, Trichostrongylidae.
UUUGUUGGCGAAAUUCCGAGAGGGCACUGCCAGUGGUGGUUGGUUAACGGAUGCGGAUUCUGUGGUGCGGAAUCGAGCUGCUGUGGUAUUGGGCUUCUCUGUCUCUGCCCAUGGUGGGGCAGUUGGCAGUAAAAUAGACAUUAAUCCUGAGCUUCAAAACUGUGCGGGAUUUGCGGCUCUGGAACACCUGAUGGCUGCUCAUGCGGACAAAACACAUGCAUACUUGGCUAUGCUAGCUAUACUUGUUGGACAGCCUGUGAAAGAACUUCGAUUUUGUGAGAGUUUCAAUGUCGACCAGAUAUGGACACAUGUUUUUGGUCUAGCGCUUAAUAGUUCGGUAUAUGAAGCAAUUAGAUCGGCAGAAUUUUGCUAUGAUGCCCUAAUACCACUUUUGGCGAUGAUCAGAGCUUCCAUCUACUCAGGGAAUGAAUCUCUUCAAGGAUGGCAUAUUGGACUAUCCAUCAGCUGUUGUGCAAAUGAUUACAUUCCUGUAUCAGAACUCUCCCAACUUUUUUUCAAUUGCUCACUCGGAGGAAUUCGUGCUCGCAAUGUUUUCCAGUCUAAUCCAGGUAGACGCCUUUGA